Messenger RNA from Radiomyces spectabilis, 2681 nucleotides. RefSeq lists its product as uncharacterized. The record is from RefSeq and is a predicted model, not a curated record. Gene Ontology annotation, biological process: protein phosphorylation. The transcript has 5 exons. Gene Ontology annotation, molecular function: ATP binding; protein kinase activity. NCBI's taxonomy places the organism in Eukaryota, Fungi, Mucoromycota, Mucoromycetes, Mucorales, Radiomycetaceae. Gene Ontology annotation, cellular component: mitochondrion. Bases 107 to 2209 code for a protein of 700 amino acids.
UCGGGGAUGAAAUUAAGGCAAACCCCACUGAUGUGGUAGAUUCGUGACUGUCCACUCUUAGGCCGUCUGGCAACGAUAUCUUUCAACAAAGGGUCACGGUGAUCUUAUGUCAUUAUUUAGAAUGCAACCAUUCAUUGCGCACACCCUUAGAAACACAUGUCAUACGAAGGGGCAAUUACUACGACUACACAAUCAGGCAUUACGGUGCAGUAGAAGCACGUUGCUGUUUGGCAAAUCGAACACAAGUCCAUGCUUUCGACGACUAUCGACCGUUUGUGCAUCGACACGAGUACUGCGCUCAACGACACCUUACGCUUGUGCCCUUCUUCCAGUAUCUCAUGUUCAAGCGCAGGCUCACCAUGUUGCAGAAAAAACAGCCACUCCCUCGGAAAUCGAAGUUGCUGCGGCCCAGCCGUCUCAUUCCCUUCUGAAACGUGCCUUACAACGACUACUGGAAGCGAUCGAUGACUGGAUAUUAGAACCUAUUCUUACUCUUCGACGGUUUGCGCAUUUACUGCUGUUGUUUCUGCCAGUCUUAGCCACGGCUCCCAUCAUGCUCUACGGACGCCCCACGUCGGAAAAUGAGCGGUCUGGCACUAUAUGGUGGUUUGAUUUCUUCUCAACUCAAAUGGAAAAAGCGGGUCCUACAUUUAUAAAGCUUGCUCAGUGGAUCGCAUCCCGCACUGAUUUAUUUCCGAUGGCAUUGUGCACGCGGCUUUCCAAACUGCAUUCCCAGGUGGAUCCACAUCCUUUCGGUUACACAAAACGCGUAAUUGAAGAAGCGUUUGAUAGAAAACUGGAAGACAUAUUUUUAGAAUUCGGACCGAAACCACUGGGAGUGGGGGCUAUUGCUCAAGUGUACAAAGCAAGGAUCCGUCCUGAAAUCCUCAUUGGUCAAUCGCAAGAGCAGCUGGCUCUCAGCGACAAUGUUGUCACUUCCGAUUCGGUACGAACGCAUGACAUCCAAGGCAAUCCUAUCAAUAUCCACACAGCCGUGGCUGUAAAGAUCAUCCAUCCCCGCGCUCGGCAAAUCGUCGAUCGAGAUCUGAAAAUCAUGGCCUUUUUUGCCAGGGUAUUGACCUUGAUUCCCACCUUCCACUGGCUGUCGCUGCCGGAUGAAGUGCAAGUGUUCGGACGGAUGAUGAAAGAACAGUUGGAUUUACGUGGCGAGGCGCAUAACCUGCAGAGGUUCAACGAGCUGUUUGGGAAGUCCAUGCAGAUUAAAUUUCCAAAGCCAUUGAUUCACUUUACUACGAAAGACAUGCUUCUGGAAGAAUAUGAAAAGGGAAUUCCGUUAGACAUAUUCUUGAAAGAAGCCUCUCGGUCGAGACGUCAAGGAGAAUCUCCCAGUGUAUUUGAUCACAAAAUUGCUGACAUUGGCUUGGACGCAUUUCUCCAUAUGUUGAUCUUUUACAACUUUGUUCACGCCGAUCUCCAUCCUGGCAACAUCAUUGUCAAGUUUUACAAGCCGUCGGCCUACCAUCCAGUACAGCGUGCUUGGUCACAUCUAUUGGGACGCAAGCUAGUUGAUGAAGGCGAUUUGGCGGUUGAGAGAGUAUUAAGUGUCUGUGAUGAUACUGAAGCGAUGCGAGAGGAACUGGAAAAGCUACACGACGAAGGCUACAGCCCUCGCUUGGUGUUUAUCGACACGGGCUUGAUCAACGAGCUGAAUGAUGUAAAUCGUCGAAAUUUUCUCGAUUUAUUCCAAGCGAUUGCUUCGUUCAAUGGCUAUCGAGCGGGUGAAUUGAUGGUGGAGCGAUGUCGUACGCCGGAAUUGGUGGUAGACCCCGAUGUAUUCGCUCUUCGUAUGCAGAAAUUGAUCCUGGGUCUGAAACAAAGCACAUUUAAUCUUGGCGCCAUCAAAAUCGGCAAUCUUUUACACGAAGCCAUGAACAUGGUGCGUGCGCAUCAUGUGAAACUUGAAGGCGAUUUUGUAAACAUCGUGGUGAGCAUUAUGUUACUGGAAGGCAUUGGACGACAGUUGGAUCCGGAUGUAGAUCUAUUUAAGAGUGCUCUUCCCGUCCUACGUGAUUACAGUAUGCAGAACCGAGGCAAAGCCACGCUGGAAGGCAUGAGAGAGGUUCAAAAACAUGGCAGUACACCUCAUUGGAUCAAAGUCUGGGUAUUCCUCGAGUUUCGAAAUUAUUGGGGUCGCAAUACCAGAGAUGAAGAAUGGAUGCAGUUGUGUGACAUUUUAUGCCCAAAUUAAUCUCAAGACCACCGGUCCUUUUCCUGUAUCAGAUACACUAAGUUUUAAUCCUUUCACGCAAUUAUACCAGUCAAGACUUUUUUCGCAAAAAAAAAAACAAAAAACAAAAAACAAAAAAAUUGAAGUUCAUGCCAGCCAUUUUGCGCAUCUAGCAUGUUCUUUGUCCGACAAUGUUGCUAUGGUUGCAAAUCUUCCCCUUCCUUUUUUUCCCUUCAUCCCCUUAUUUCUUAGUUUGGUAACUGCUUUUUUGCUAUGGCGUUUCCACGUGCCAUUUGGGUAUAGUUGUGUUAGGGGAAACAGCAACAAAAAAGCAGAUCCAUCUAAAUUGCAAUAAGCUCUAUCUAAGAAUCACAGCAAACCUCGUAGUAAACCCACGUGACAGUUGACGACUUCUCCUUCUUCGGACUCAUUGUUUUUCUUUUUGGAUUUUUUGUCCUGCUCCAAUUUUUUUUGGUUUUUUUUUUUCGUACGG